Temnothorax curvispinosus is the source of this 2045-nucleotide messenger RNA. RefSeq names its product feline leukemia virus subgroup C receptor-related protein 2-like. The transcript is spliced from 7 exons. Gene Ontology annotation, biological process: heme export; transmembrane transport. Bases 303 to 1754 code for a protein of 483 amino acids. Lineage: Eukaryota; Metazoa; Arthropoda; Insecta; Hymenoptera; Formicidae. Gene Ontology annotation, cellular component: membrane. Gene Ontology annotation, molecular function: heme binding; heme transmembrane transporter activity. The record is from RefSeq and is a predicted model, not a curated record.
AGAUGUUACUUGACACACCAUUUUCAAAUCAAUUCGCGAGAAAUGUGAAGAAUUUUGAAACGUGAAAUACGAUUCUAAAUUGUGCCGCGUUAUUCAAAAUUUGAUAAGAAAGUUUUUCACAGUGUAAUUAACAUUUUAAGAGUGUACAAUUUGAUGUAAUACUACGAAUUUCGAAAUUAAAUAUCUUGGCGUUUAUUGAAAAUAUAAUUUAAGAAAAGUGUAUAAGAUUGGAGUUUCUUUAACUUAAACAGAUAUACAUAUAUUAAAGAUACUUAUAAAAUUUAUUUUGCAAAAGAGUGAAAAUGACGAUAGUGGAAGAUCAAAGUUUGAGCGAAACACUCGCGACAAAAGAUUCGACAAAAAUAACGAAAUCGGAACUAGACGACGUUGGACCGCUAAAAUUGAAGGUGUAUAAAAGAAGAUGGCUAAUGCUGGCCAUCUUCAUGUAUUAUACUGGAUCGAACUCUGCUCAGUGGAUAGAAUACUCGAUUAUAACUAAUAUAGUUACUAGGUAUUAUGGAGUGUCUUCGUUAAUGGUUGACUGGACUUCGAUGUCGUUCAUGGCAUUUUACGCGACGUUUAUACUCCCAGCGUUGUAUGUGACAGACAGGUACGGUCUGCGAUGGAACACCAUCAUAGGCACUGGCUUAAAUUGUCUAGGUGCCUGGAUAAAAACCCUUUCCGUUCAACCUGACAGGUUUUAUGUCGCUUUCAUCGGUCAUUCGGUAGUCGCGCUAGCUCAGACUAUGGUCCUGCAGUUACCAGGACGGAUAGCCGCGCAAUGGUUUCCUGCUACCGAACUCUCGACUGCCACGUCUUUAGGUGUUUUCGGCAAUCAAUUGGGAAUAGCAUUGGGUUUUCUCUUAGGGCCUAUAAUAGUGAAAAACCACGAGAGCCUGGAUGACAUCGGCAACGAUUUGUCACGUUUAUGCUGGAUCGUUGCAAUCGUCAAUUCGAUUAUAUUUGUUCUGGCACUAAUAUUCUUUCAGAAUGAACCAAAACUGCCGCCGAGCGAGACGCGGGCGUUGCAAAAAAUGAAUCGGACAAAGAAAAGAGAGCAAUUCAUGGCGCCGAUUAAAAGGCUCUGCAAAAACAAAAACUUUAUCAUGCUUUGUAAUUCCUAUGGUUUAAACGUUGGCGUGCUGAGUACCGUUUCUACAUUACUCAAUCAGAUAUUCCUCGUACAUUUCGAAAACGGAGAAGAAGAUGCAGGCAGAAUUGGCUUAGCUAUAAUUACAGCCGGUAUGGCCGGUUCUGUUAGUUUCGGUAUCAUCCUUGAUAGGACACAUAAGUUCAAAGAAACUGCCGUGGCUGUAUAUUUUCUUACAUUAUGUGGUCAAAUAUUAUUCGCGGUAUCCAUUUGCGUUGGCAUAAAAUGGAUGGUAUAUGUGUCAGCAAUUUUUCUAGGAUUCUUCAUGUCGGGAUAUCUGGCUUUGGGAUAUGACUUGUGCACCGAAUUUACGUAUCCAGAAUCAGAGAAUAUACCCGCGGGAUUUCUCAAUGUAAUGACCUGCAUAUACGGCAUUAUACUCAUUAUAAUAUUUGGAUUAUUACUGAACGCGUACGGUGAUAUUCCAGUGCACAUCGGCUUGUGCACGGUUUUACUGUUCGGUUUUAUUUUGACCGUCAUAACGAAAGACGAGCAACGACGACAAGAUGCGAGGAAGAAAGUUCAGUAUCAAGAACUCUCAAAAAUUAAGAAAAAUGUCGACGGCGUUCCAGAAACUAAUCAAUUAACUUAUAAUAUUAAUUAGUAGAUACAAAUAAUAUCAAAUCUUUUAAUACUGAUGAAUUUUCGAACACAUGUAAUUUUAUUCACAUUCUAAUUUUUCAUGAAUAUUAGUUUCUGAGCCAGAGUGGACUCAUUUUUUGUAACAUUUGGCCGUAUCAUUGCUUCAUAUGGCCAAAAGACAACAACAAGGAGAAAUAUUCCUUCUGCUGCCAGCAUACUUUUCUAAUAUGUAUGAAACUAUUUAUCUUUAUUAAGAUACAACUUUAGAUAUAAGUAUGGUUUUAUUUUUAUUAUCUAACAGUGAGUUUUAUUG